Messenger RNA from Teleopsis dalmanni, 1564 nucleotides. RefSeq lists its product as uncharacterized. NCBI's taxonomy places the organism in Eukaryota, Metazoa, Arthropoda, Insecta, Diptera, Diopsidae. Bases 169 to 1443 code for a protein of 424 amino acids. The transcript is spliced from 3 exons. The record is from RefSeq and is a predicted model, not a curated record.
UCUAUGCAGUAAUGUUGGCAACACUACAAUUUUUAUUGUGUACAUACAUUUCAUUUUGUCUAAAUAUGCAAAAUUUGUGUUUGGAGAAAAAUAUAUUAAAAUAAAAACAUUUAUCUAAUUUCUAAUCGCGCAAAAGAAUUUAAAAUUGGUGAAAUAUAUCAAGUGGACAUGGAGUGGUCGCGGGAAAAGACACUUUGCCUAAUAAGUGAAUAUCGGAAGCGCAGAGGCCUUUGGGAUAUGACACAUGAUGACUAUCGUAAAAAGGAAAUGAAGCAGAAGUUAUUGGUGGAGGUCAGUGGCGCGUUAGGUGGUGGCAUACCAAUUAACGAAAUCGAGAAAAAGUUUCAUACUUUACGUACACAGUAUCAUCGUGAAAUUAACCGCAUGAAGCGUAAGGAACCGUAUAAUUCCAAGUGGUUUGGAUUCAAAAAUUUGCAAUUCUUGAGCUCCCCUAAGGCUUGUCGUUCUAGUAAAACUCGUGUUAAAUCAGAAAUAACUGAAGAAGGCACAGUAACGACGAAGUUUAUUAUCAGGGAAUCUGUUUCACAACACGAUAGCAGUGGUGGCUCAGCUAAUUCUACAACAAAUAUAAAUGAAGAAUUUCUGACAAUAAAUAGAAAACCUAGUCUGUCGUACGACUCGGCCGGCAAUCCUUCGCAAGCUUUAGCACAAAGCAUCCGAAAGCGAGAGUUUGAAAAACUUAUAGAGGAAACCACGAAAGAUGUCGAAGAAGUUGAAGAACCCAAACCAAAAAUGGCAACAAUCAAAGAGAUUAUACCAAUUGAAAUACACGCAGCAAAUAGUAGUGAUGAAAUCAACACAGCCGAGGAACAAGAAUCUAUACAUAGAGUUGAGUUGCAAACUCAUCAUCGAAACCAAAACCUGGAUGAGGAUGAAGAAGACAACGUGGAGACGAUUGAUAUAACUCAUAACGAUAACACAGAAUUAUCGUAUCCUACCAACCCAGGUGUGCACACAACAUUACAUCAUCAACAUACCAUGCCGACUCACCGCAUUAUUAAAAUCCAAAGACGUGACACUUGCAACGACGAAGAUGAUUACUAUGAUGAGUCCCAGCAUCAGUCUACGCAACAGCAUAUCCAUGCUAUACCAGCAAAUACCACAAAACGCUUCUUUUUUAAUACCACUGCACACCAGCACACUCUCAUCACGACACCAACAAACACAUCACAACCAAAUGCUACUUCAACAUUACUGAAGGCGCUUCCCAGUCAUCAGCAACUGAACAACGGAAAUCUGUUGCAACCACAGCAAAAUACCUCUACGCAAUCACAACCAAAUAUUCGAGAUGAGUUCUCUACGUAUGGAGAAUAUGUAGGCAAUGAAAUGCGGGGCAUAACCAACCGCGAAAUACUGAUCUCGCUCAAACAUAAAAUCAACACAGCCCUCUUCGAAGCGAGUAUGGCUGAACUCCAAAAGUGAGAAUUUAUGGAAAUGCCUAAACAUAUUUACUUUGUAGUUAAAUGAUAUUUCAUUUCUCAUCUAAUUAUCUAAUUUUGUAAUUUAUAACUUAAUGAAAUAAUUUCUUAAAAUAAACUUUUAA